AUGUCAGAUCAGAGCUUUGCCUUUCACCUCGCGCCAGAGCGGGCGUCUGGUUCAGCCUCGCCACUCAUGCGGGACUACGCCUCGCCCAUCAGCUUGGGCGAAGGCACGGCAGAGCAUCCCUUCGAGCUUGCGUCCUCACCAGCACCACGAGCCGAUAUGCCACCGCGCCGAGACCUUGGAUCGCUCUCUGGUAACCGCUCGCAUAGCGAUGGUGCUUCACCAUCAGGCUCUGACACCGUCUACUUCUCCUUCGAGGAUUCGCCGCCUAGACCCCUACAGACUGCUUCUCGCUUUUCACAACGCCAUGUCACGCCAGAUCUGACACAGACAUGGCUUACAGGCUCAACAAGCUCUCGCGUCAAUCUCGACUUGCCUUCGCGUCACCAGCCAGUAGAUCUCUCGUCUAGCUUCACUGGAUCUUCGAGUGGUGUCGGCAGAGGUGUUGCAGGCCCUAGACGCCGACACCUCCGCGGCUCUGCCGUAGGAGGAAGUCCCACUGCGCUCUCAGAUGCGAAUUUGCUGGAUCAGGAUAGAGCCGACAUCUUCUCUCAGCUUGACACAGCGCCGAGCAGGAACACUCGGCAGAACCCUGAUUCUCUGGUAUCGUCAUUCAGGCCAAGAUCGAGGGUCUUGAGUGGCCGAUUUAAUCCCAUGGACAUCGAACAGCUCAACAAUGUCUCAUCUCUCGCGGCUCCGUUGGCCCCUUUGGCUGGAACGACCUCAAGCAGCUCGAUCAGAGCCAAGCGCAACAUCGACCGCGUCGGAACGUCGCCGGAUUUGGCUUCCUUUGAUGCACCUGCCUUGCGCAGCGGUGCCCUCGGCGCGACCUCCGACUCCCUGCAAUCUUGGCCAAGUUCUCAAAGGAGCGGUGCUCGGCGAGAAAUCGACGACUUUGUCGACGCCUCUUGGUCGACGACAUCUUCCUCGAGCUCGGCCUUGGCUGCUCCAUCAGGCAAUGCCCACAAGCGCUUGCGCCGUCGUGCACGCAACGCCAGUCCUCCUGCAAGCGAUAGCAUGGUCACUGAAUCCAGUCCACGCUCUCAGCCAGCUUCAAGAAGAUACGACAUUACGUCGCGCAAUUCGGUCAGGGCUGAAAGUCGCGAACCGUACGUCUUCGAAUCUUUGUUUCCUCCUGCCUUAGGGCCUCCUUCCAGCUUGUCAGAAGAGACUCCUGCUGUUGUUUCGGCCCCAUCCGAUAGGGCUAUGGCUACUCUGCCCGUGUGGAAUGAGCUUUGGUCCACGUAUCGAGAGCCGAGACGCAUGCGGUCUUCGUCGUCGAUACUCUCCAUCCAGGCUAUCAGAGACAGAGCCACCAGCUCUGCUGUUGCUGGCUCAACCCAUCCUCAUUCAGGUAGCAGCGCAAGGCUGACUCGCCGCCGUUCCCAAGAAGACAGCAUGGAUGUGGAUGGUCUGGACUUGCUCAGCAGCAGCUCAUCGGACCUCUUGGCGAUGAUUGGAGAGCGGGCUUCAGCCAAUGUGAGCCAGUCGACUACGACGUUCGACUCCGACUCACUGAUGGACGAUGUGCCUCUGGCCUCGACGCGCUCAUCUCACGCGUCGUACGAGGAUUCUCUUGCUCAUGGGUCACCUAACGUUGCGGAACCCGACACUUCGGAAGGGCCAAUUUUACCCCUUUCCUCGCGUUACCCUCAGCUUCUUUCGCCUUCUGGCUCGAACGGCUCCACAAGCACUUCCAGUCAACGUGACCUCGCCUUUGGCACAAGUACGAGUGUCUCGCCACGCGACAAUGACAAUCGUUCGUUCGACGCUCGCCGUCGACUGGCACUCCGUCAAGCGGCAGCCGUUGCGCCUCGCAUCGAUUCUGAUCCACCCCCGCUUAGCGCCUCUUCGCAAAUGUUCAGAUCGAACUUCCAUCGCGCUUUUGACCCCGUCGGCACAGCUCGACAGCGGUUUCAAACUUCAGCCGCGUCGCGGCGCAACGCACUACUUUCAUCAGGUCGCUUCGCGUCGUACGACUCCGACGACGUGGAUAUGCUGGCUCUCUCGAGCGAUGCACUUCCAUCUGCUCGAGCUUACGCCUCUUCACAUGCGUCUUCAGAGCGGCCACGAGGUUCGCCAAGCGAGGCGGCAACGAUGAGGCAAGGAGUUAGUGAUGGGGUCACGUCUCUUUCUCAGCGGAUCGCGUCUUUACAAGAUGCGAUCUCCGAAAGUCAAGGAGUCUUGUCCGACCAGCGGCAGCGCAACGCGGACCUCCUAUCGAGCUUGGAUGAUGGAUCUUCGGACAUGGACAUGACGGGAAGCGCCAGCUCUGGGCCAGUCGAUUCCCUUGCGAGCCUGAGCACCUCGAGCGGAGUGACAUCCCCUAGCAGGACAGGCGAUGCACUCGACGCCAAUGAUGCGGGCGAGUUUGCGACAAUGCUGUCGCGCUUGCGCUCGACUUGGGAGCGCGCUCGCGACCUCGUCGGUGCGGGGGUCACUUCCACCACACCAGGCGACUCGAGUGUCUCCGAUGACGCUCUCAGUGAUGCAAGCUCAGCUCGGAGAGUAAGACGCGGUAUGUCGGUGGCCAGCCGCGUCCGACCAGCCGCUUCUUCCAGCAUCUUUAGCCCGACUGACUCGGUCAGCAGGGAUGGGAUGGCGGCCGACAGAGCUCGAUUUGAUCUAUGGUCGGAAGUCAGAAGCGUGACCGAGCGAACUAGCCGUGUGCCUCACCUAGCAGGUCUGGAUUCAGUGGGUCUCACCGACCUAGGAUCGAGUUCCGCUGCAACCAACGGCACUCAAGACGCGUUCAACGCCACGACCGCGCCGCCCGUGGCUGCUUCGCGAGAGCUCGCACUGUCGGCUGAUCCAGACUUGAGCACAUCGAGCGCUUGGACGUCAGGCCCUGAUCGUUCGACCAGCCAGCUUCGUCGAACGAGCACGCUUGACAUUAGUGGACGCCUUCGCGGACCUACUGCUCGCCAGAAUCGUGCAUGGCUGGCUAGCGAACGGAGCGUUGCGCGAGGGAGCAGCGUCGCCGAAAGUUCCGCGCCACCUAUCGACUUCCUUUCUGUCGCCUCGCGUCGCCGAUCUGAACUCGAGGCUCGAUAUUCAGAACACCUUGGCAGACUUGCGUCAUCAGCCAGCCGUGAGAGCCCUACGCCAAGUGCUGCUACGAUGAGCUCUAGCUUGCUCGUGCCCUUUGAUCAGCAGCGGCGAGUUACAGGAACUAGUAUUGACGCGGCCCGGGCCUCGUUGCCAUCCGCAGACCGCGGCGGCACUUGGCCAAGCCGAGACAAUAGCUCCAGAUCUCAGCAGACGUCAUCAGCUACGCGGGUCCCGCUCGAAGUAAUUGACUUGACUGGGCCGGAGCACGACGACGACAUCACUGGCGGGCAGUCGCCGAGGAUCGGACGCUGGGCUGCAGGCUCUCGCGAGGCAAGGCAAGCGCGUUACGAGCAGCUGCGAGCCAACCUCAGAAGAGACUCUACCAGAGUCUUGGAACGCGACUACACGUCGCCCGCAUCUGCUGCUGCCCGACCUUCAGAAAGCGGUGGCGUUUCACCAACCCGGCCAUCCUUCGCGAAUCUCUACUCGCCUAACCAAGAAUUCGAUACGAUCUUCCCAAACUUCAUCUCACCUGCAAGCGACGCAGCUGGCACGCUUCAGUCCACUGACUACGGCGUGUCUGCGCCUAGGAUUCCACGGCGCGAACGACUCCGCGAUGCUCUGGAACGAUCGAGCGGCGCGCGUAGCGGUACACUACGAGGAGUGCAGGCGUCCGCUCCUACAACGCGCGUUCCAGCCUCCUCGACGGGACGUACUCGUCUGCGGCAUGGAGACCUCCUCUCCGCUGUAUAUAUCCCCGUCCAGAACGAUAGUGCGGCCACUAGUGCCUGGCACUUUCUCGCUCCUACCGAUGCAGCAGAAGCCCGUCGCGCAGCGGAGCGUGAGCGAGACCUUUCAUCUACGCUUACGUCCGGAGGACUCACAGCUCUCAAUCAUUCGCGGCCGAGGCAAGACCACCUCCUCUCCGCUGAGAAUAUCCCCAUCCGACCUCAGCGCGACGAUGGUGCGGCUACUGAUGCCUUGCAAGCGAUCCUCGCUUUCCAGGAUGCAGCAGAAGCCCGUCUCCCAACGGAGCGUGCGCAAGACCGUUCAUCUGCGGUUACUUCCGGAGGCCUUACAGCUCUCCAUCACUCGCAGCCCAGCUCGACGACUGAUGCACGCAACUCCAUUGAUCGGACCGCAUUCGGAGGACGCGCAGCAGAUCCACUCUCGUCUAGACUGCUCCACCCUCUGCCGUCGUCCAGAGCACAUCAUCCCGAGCGUCACGAACCGACAGCAGACCCGUCAGAACGUGUCGUGGCGAGAUGGCGUCGUGAAGCUGCCGAUGCAAGACGAGCCGCACUCAGCUCUACAGAGAACGGCACUGGAUCCAACUAUCAUGCGGCGCGAGCGAGCGAGCUCAGAAGUAGGUUCCAGAGCACGUUGAGGGCCGGACAGAGCGGUGCAGGAGGAAGGACUGGCGACAACGACACCUCAUCUAGCAUCAACAGUCAUCUCGCGCAGAUGGAAUUUGAUCUCCGUGCUCAUUGGCGUUUGAGAGACGAAAUACUCGGCAUCUCAUCCAAUCGCACGCCAUCCAGCGUCAUUGAUAGUCUACCAACUUGUGUCUUUGCAAUCUGGCAAGGCGGCUCAUGUGUCACGCCGAAGCUGGAGGCAUUGCCUGUCACAGGCGAGGGCAAGGGCAAAAAUCGAGCAGGUCCUGAGAGCGAUCGUCUCCGUCUAGAAGCCCUUGCAGCAGCAGCUUCGAGAGAGCCACGUUGUCCCAUCUGCCUGGACGAGUACGAAGCCGACACGAUGCUCAUGAGCGCGCCUUGCAACCACGCCUUCCACAAAGGUGCGUCUGCCGAGUCCACAGCUUGCAACAACCAAUUGCUGAUGCUGACAAGCUUGAGCUCGUUUGAAAUCGCAAACAACAGACUGCCUUAA
This is a messenger RNA of Ceraceosorus guamensis, 4935 nucleotides long. RefSeq lists its product as hypothetical. The record is from RefSeq and is a predicted model, not a curated record. Lineage: Eukaryota; Fungi; Basidiomycota; Exobasidiomycetes; Ceraceosorales; Ceraceosoraceae. The transcript is spliced from 3 exons. Bases 1 to 4935 code for a protein of 1644 amino acids.